AUGGCUUCGAGUAAAGAGGAAGGCAUCGAAGUUCAGCACCAGUACCACUUCAGAUACGACCGGAGGCUCUCGUGCUUCUCGAACGCGGUGUCCUGCUUGAGCUUCACGGGGGACGGCCAGUACUUAGUUUCCGGCACCGGCUCCGGCGACAUCAAGGGGAAACCCUGCGAAUGCCCCAAAUCGGCAGCAUUGGAAUCCGCGGACGAGGUCUGGGAUUGCAACACCUGGGCGGAAGCCGCGAAGCUGAAGGGCGGCCGACGCGCAGAGCCGAAGGAGGUCGCCAUUAGCCCGUCCCAGCGCUGGGUGGUGGUGUGCUACAGCUCGGUGCUGCACAUCUAUCAGUGCGGCCCGCCCUGGCGACUGGUGCAAUCCAGGCCGGUGGUCAAUACGCUCAAAGACAAGGAGCCGGAGUGGUGCUGCGUGGCCUUCUCCCCGAGCUCGGAGGUGGAUCAUCCCACCGGCCAUGCGGGCCAGGACAACAACCUCGCCGCCUUCAGCAACUGCAGCAUCUGCCUUAUGGACUACUCCGGCGGAUGGGAGGAGGUGCCACAGAGGACGCGGAGUAUCAUGCAGACAGGGUGGCCGGCCAGCUUGGCCUACACCGGGGACGGGUACUGGAUCGUCUGUGGCUUUUCGGAGGGCCAAAUGCAGGUCUGGAACGCCUUCUCGCUGACCUUGGAGAAGACGCUGAACGCCCACGAGGCCACGGUGACCUCCCUAGCGGCGUCCCCGCCGUCUGCGCCCUACGACCAGCGCGUGGUGUCCUGCAGCAAGGACCAGUGUCUGCGGGUCUGGCACGUGAACACCUGGCUGCUGGAGCAGCACCUCCACGAGCUGCGUUGCGACCGCAGCGGGCUGCGGCGGGUGACCUUCUCCGCGUCGGGGCAGUGGCUUAUCGCGGUGUCCUCGGAGCUCACGGUGUGGCGCGUCUGCGUCUCCCCGAGGACCAAGAAGUUCGAUUUGCAGCUCCACCAGCGCCUCGAGGCGAUUUGCGGCGCGGAGUCGGUGCGGACCGCGACCUUCAGUAGCCAGAGUGACGUCGUGGCGGUGGGUUCUCAUGACGGCAUCCUGGGCCUUUGGAACAAGCACCCGGGCCUGCCACCUCCGCCGGACGCCGCCAUCAACGAGGCCAAAGCCCCCGUGCUGAGCCGAGGAUCCGGCAGCCAGUCCGAGAGCACUUUGAACUUGUCGAAGUUCACUCGGAUGCAGAAGAUCACCCCCGAGGGCGUGAAGCCCUUGAGAGCGGAGAAUCAGAAGGUCGGCAAUCGGGCCAGGGCUGCAGUGGCGAGCCCUCUGCCUCUGCACCACAGCCGGUCUAUGGGAGGUGUGGGCGCCCGCCUCUCGCUGGUUGGCACAGAGAUUUCGGGCACGGCUAGCGGCGGCAGCACCACCAACAGCCCCGAGAGCACCCGUCGGCAGGUCUGCAAGACCAGCACCUUGCUGGGGGGUUGGCAGCCCUCGGUGCUCGACGAGGUCUUCUCGCAAGCCAAAGCUGUUGAUCCAGGCUUACGCCCCGAGCCGAGACAGAGGCGGUGCCUCUGCCCAACCGUGAGCUCAUGGCUCGUGCGCGGGGGCUGGUGA
Effrenium voratum is the source of this 1581-nucleotide messenger RNA. The record is from the annotation of a GenBank genome assembly. Lineage: Eukaryota; Dinophyceae; Suessiales; Symbiodiniaceae.